UAAUCAACAUAACUAUCAUUGCUAAAAAUCUCAAAAAAAUGCCCUUCAAAGUUGUACAGACCGAUGAAGAUGGGGAGCUGUGUCUCAGCGUAGUCCCUUCCGGCUGGGAAAAAGACGGUUUUCUAUGGUGGCCAAAGGCGAUGAGCGCAGCCAAAUUGAUGUUGGAUGAAUCAUCUAUGCCUACAAACAAGUGGCAGCGAAUGCGUUGCGUGAAAAAGCGAGAGUGCCGUACUAAAUUGGAGGCUGAAGCCGAGAUCCGCAAAAUGGAAACACUCCCUGACACCGAAGCAGAGGAACCCCCAACUGCAGCCAAAAAACAGCGGAAGCAAAUCAUUUCAAAUUCAAAUGAACAAAAACAUGUUCCGAAGAACUUCAACGAAUUUGUUCCUGUUGAGAUUCGCAAUCCGGAAGUGUCAGUAAUGACGGAGCCGAGAAUUCCAGAUACCACGGUUGCGUUGCAGUUGCCAGAAGGAGCGUUCAACAAUAUUGUAUAUAUGAACGAAGAUGUUGGAGCAGGUACAAGUGGAAGUGAAGUUACAAUCCAGUCUGUCGUGAACACGAUUUCACAACCGCUAUCUUUGGAGGAUAUUGCAACCAACCAGGUUAUCAUCGUCGAGAAUCAGACAAAAAUAAUCAACAGCCUUGCUCAAUUAAAAACAAGUAUGGACUAUUUUCAUACAAGAAUGGACAAUAUUGAAUCAGUCCUGUCAGGCAGUAAAGCGUCAAUGGACAAAGCUCAAUCAGAGGACUGUUUCAAACCCGUUGAUUCACUUGAGAUGCUCGAUGCUUUGGAGAUGAGCCUGAAGGACGAUACUGUUUUUUCCAAAUACGUCAAAAUCAUGAGUCACAUCUGUGGUACAAAUGGAAAGGAGGAUGGCAUUGAUUGUUGCUAUCGUCUUAUCGAUCAUUUUAUUACUCGACAGUUUCUAACGAAAUGUUCUUGGACGGGAAUUUCAAGAGAAAAUGUUUCAGAGGAGCCCAAGGGAGAAAGUGAGCUUCAAUCGAAAAUUUCAUUAUUGGCUUAUCGACGUAUUCGUGAGCUAUUCUUGAAAUUGAUUCUGCAAGCCGACUACACCUUCACGGUUAUAAAAUGUGAUGCAUUUUUCAAGCGAGUUUUGAAAAAUAGUAAGCAGCGUGUACUGUCAAAAACAGUAUCUAAGCAUAAGAAUCGUCCGGCGAACCUGCAGUAUGGAAUCCGAAACAAACAGCCGCAUUCGUCGAACCAAAUGGGAGCAUCCGGUGAAUCCAGCCAAUAAGAACUAACUUUCGCCGUUAUAGCAAUUAAGAUUUUUUUUAUUGUUGUUCAUUUUCUGGUUUUUAAUAAAGUACACUUGUUUGUUACUUUCUUGUUCUUAUAUUUUAAUAGAGAUCUUCAGUGAGUAGCUAUUUUACAAAGUAUGUAAUAAUGGAA
This is a messenger RNA of Armigeres subalbatus, 1411 nucleotides long. RefSeq lists its product as uncharacterized. The transcript is spliced from 3 exons. The record is from RefSeq and is a predicted model, not a curated record. Bases 39 to 1256 code for a protein of 405 amino acids. NCBI's taxonomy places the organism in Eukaryota, Metazoa, Arthropoda, Insecta, Diptera, Culicidae.